AUGAUCAUGUUAGCAGGAGCCGGAAUUCAUCAGCUUUACCUCGAAAGAAAAUACCCGACUCCGCGCGAAUGGUCAUUUGGGAGCCGCUGGGUAUUGCGCUCUGCCAUGACGAGAGAAUUUGAACCAUUUUCACGGAUUGAUGGUGUGAUAGUUGACUGGGCUCGUGUUGGAUCGUACUACAAACUGUUGCUGGAACGCCUUGAGGACCCCAAAAUCGACGGCCAGAAUCUCAUGGAGCAGGAUGAAGGUGGCAUCCUAGUGGAUGGCGUUGGUCGAACAGGAUUUGAUAUCUCCAUGAAGCCAGAAUCUUGGGGAAGAGGGUAUCACCAGGCGCUUAUGGGUGCUGCUAGGUCUGCAGAACACCUCGACGGCUACGUUACGGACAGGAAAAGGAAAAAGGUAUUUCCCAAGGAGAUGAUGAUAGGGCCGUCCAAUCCUCGACCAAAGCCGAAGCCCCACGGCUGGCAAGAUCCUCCUAAGGAGGAAGAUUGCGAUCCUGCUUACGCCAGUCCACAAGUCUUUUAUAUGAGGAUUUUGACAACAAAAGGCUUCAGCACCAGGCAACGUCUCGAUGCUGCUCUUGCCUAUGCUGAUUGGCUUGAUUUUAAGGGUCUGGCUGAGACAGCAGAAAGCAUGUAUGAUUGGGCUCUGGACAUUGCAGCAGGGGCCUUGCCAAUGGGCUCAAAAAAUGUGGUGGAUAUGAAGACUGGUGUCAUCAACCCCACUGCUGAAGCUCCUGCCUCGGAAAAUCUGCUUAAGGCGAGUACCGCCCUUGGGGUUCACCAUGCUCUCCACAAUAAUGUUCAGACGGCUUUGCCUAUAUUUUUGAGUGUGUUGAAGGCAAGAAAAGAUCUUCCACCAGACCCUUUGUCCCAUGCACGGCCCAAAGAGUUGAGCAAGCCAAAGGAAGAGAGUGUGAUUUCAGCAUAUCUUCGGGCGAUAAAAGACUGGCUUGUUGAAGCUCCGUAUCCGGCAAGCCCUCCAUCCGGUGAUGAGCCUCCUUUCCAUACUCUGGAAGAAGCGUGCGAGGAGGUAGGUCUGAUGACGUAUAUUGGCGAGAUUCUGUAUGCUACAUCGUCAAAAGAGAAAGGACUUUCAUGGACACGUGAUGCAGUUGAGGCCGCUGAGGCUAUCAUGUGGAUGAUGAAAGAAGAAGACAGGAAGGAUGGUGGUGAAAGGUGUCAAGAAUGUUUGGAGACAGGCCUCAACAAUUGGAAGAAGAUGGCAAGGUCGAUGGCCAAGGAGGCAGAGAAGAAAGAGAACAAGAAUGGUAGCAAAUCAUCUGGUUGGCUCAACUUUGGUCGAGAAGAUGCAGCUGUUCAGUCGAGAAGAUGGGAAGAGGAACUAACACAGAUCGAUCUCCGCAUUCAGAAGACGAUACCACUGGUUAAGCCUUUGGAGCCGGCACGAUCGUCCUGGUUGUCAGUCUGA
Messenger RNA from Endocarpon pusillum Z07020, 1431 nucleotides. RefSeq lists its product as uncharacterized. The coding region runs from base 1 to 1431 and encodes 476 amino acids. The record is from RefSeq and is a predicted model, not a curated record. The transcript has a single exon. NCBI's taxonomy places the organism in Eukaryota, Fungi, Ascomycota, Eurotiomycetes, Verrucariales, Verrucariaceae.